Molecule: messenger RNA, 2561 nt
Organism: Botrytis cinerea B05.10
Lineage: Eukaryota; Fungi; Ascomycota; Leotiomycetes; Helotiales; Sclerotiniaceae
Exons: 2
Coding region: 84-2348 (754 amino acids)
Source: RefSeq, a predicted model, not a curated record
GUAAGGGUAGUUUCAAUAUCAUAUAUAAAUACUCAAUUGAGCAUUAAGUCCAAAAUCGUAACUCAUCAGUCACUUUGUUCAAGAUGUCGAAAGAAGUUCAGAGUUCUCAGUCAGAAUGGCGAACAUCUUUGCCCCAAUAUGGAAGGCGUCUACCACCUGCACUUCUGGACGAGAUCGCAGCAGAGGAUCCAGAACGUGUCCUAUAUUCAAUUGCGAGGACUGAAAAUAUGCGAGAUGGUUUUCGAGAUAUCAAUUACAAAACAGUUGCAAAUGCCGUAAAUCGCUGCGCUCACUGGCUGAGACAAACGCUUGGGACUGAAAAAUCUCGGGUUUUCUGUUAUUUGGGGCCCCUCGAUCCGCGAUACAUGAUUUUGGUAAUGGCUGCUCCAAAGGCGGGUCAUAUUGCUUUCUUUACCUCCCACCGAAACAGUCUCGAGGCACAUAUAUCGUUAGUUCAACGAACUGGUUGCUCUGCCCUGCUUCAAUCGAACGAAUCAUUACCCAUUGCUCGCCGUAUUUUACAAGGUUGGCCGAUGGAAAAGAUUACAACCCCAAACUUAGACUAUUUUCUGGACGAGCAGCGUGUCGAUGUCAUUCCAUUUGAAAAACCGUUUGAAGAAAUCAGAGAUGAGCCUUUCUGCAUUCUCCAUACGUCUGGGUCGACUGGAAUUCCAAAGCCCGUGCCAAUCACUUAUGGUUCUUACGGUGGCAUGGACUCCCAGCUUCUGAUACCAUCACUUGGUCACAAACCCACAUUUCUGAGUUAUGUUCAAGGGAAAAGAGUGUUCUUCGCUCUGCCAGUAUUUCAUGCCGCAAGUCUCAAUUGGACUGUGGGAAUCGCUUUAUUUGCCGGAGUUAUCUGUGUACUGCCUCCCCCAUUGCCGCUCACAGCCGACCUGGCUAGCCAAAUAUUUCAAUAUUCCGAUUCCUAUGGAGCAAUAAUGGCACCCUCACUUGUCAUAGAUUGCUAUAACAAUGAUAAAUAUUGUGUAAAAAUGCUCCAGAAUCUGAAAUUCAUUGUAUACGGAGGUGGAAUGAUACCAGAAGAGAUCGGAGACGUUCUUUGCCAGAGAAUCACACUUACCACUUUGAUGGGGUCUUGCGAAACAGCUCUGCUUCCCCACCAGUUGCUUGACGACCCUCGGGACUGGGAAUACAUCUCUCUAAGCCCACUUCUCGGUUAUACAUUCAAAGAUGAUCGUGACGGGUUAGGAAACUUGACUAUUAUAAGAGAAAAGGAGUAUGAACUACACCAAGGGGUAUUUUCAACGUUCCCACAUAAGGAAGAACAUUCUUUGGGCGAUUUAUUUGAGCCCCAUCCUCUGAAACCUGGAUUAUGGCGCUUUAGAGCACGAGCAGACGAUAUAAUCUCUUUCACAACGGCAGAAAAACUGAAUCCUUCCACCAUGGAAAGUACCAUUCAGGCAAAUCCGCUUGUCUUGUCAGCAGUUAUUGGAGGCCAAGGCCAAUUUCAAGCGUCCCUUCUCCUUGAGCCACGCGAAUACCCCCAGAAUUCUACGGAAGAGCAGGCUUUCCUCGAUCAAGUGUGGCCUAGCAUUGUUCAAGCUAACCGCAACUGCCCAGCCCAUGGCCGCAUCAUGAAGGGAUUCGUGAUGCUUACAGACCCUGCAAAGCCUCUCCCACGUGCAAGUAAGGAUACCGUACAGCGUCAUGCGGUAUUCAAACUUUAUGAGACGGAGUGGAAGUCUCUUUACGAACGGCUAGCUCGAUCAACCCAGAGCUCGAAAAAACCUGUGGUCGAGUCAUCAAUCUUCCCUGAAAAUGCUCAUGAGAAGUCGAGCGAAGCAAAUAAUAGCGCAGUGUUAUCUGAUAAGAUGGCUUUGGCAAUUGAAGCUAUCGUCGAGCAGAAGAUUUCUGCAGCUCUUGAACGGUUCGUAUCUGCACUAGGGGCAGAAACCAAUCAGUUUAUCUGUACGGGCUCCUCAAUUGCUUACUCUGUUUCAAAAGAAACAAAGGCUCCGGGUGAGGAAGUCCUUUUGUCAGAGCGAAGCAUCGGUACUGUCUUUGGCGUUCAGAACAUGACCAACGCCGAGGUCUUACAAUCCAAGAGCUUCGGGAAAACAGCGAACGAUCAUACAAAAGACAUGCUUGCUGGGCGACUACGCCAGAUAAUCUACAACAUACUUGCUGAGAAUCUUGAAGUUGAGGAUCUCAAGGAUGAUACUGAUCUCUUUGAAAUUGGGGUUGAUAGCCUUCAAGUUCUUUCCCUACUCGACGCAAUCAAUGCAUUCAUUGUCAAGUGCGAACAGCCUGUAGAACUCAUUGACAAAGAGGCAAUCUACUCCAAUUCAACUGUUGCGGGUUUAGUGGCAUUGAUUAUUAACUAACAACUUGUUAGGUGAAUGUCAAUCACUGAAAAUAUGAUAUCUAAACUGAUGACUCCUACCCCUUAUGCGAGGCAUAUUUUAAUGGGUAAAACAUAAGCUCGGACUUUUUUUGUUUAUAAGAUUGAUUGGAUUACUUCAUAUGAAAGUCAAAUUAUUAGUAAAAAUACAUCUGUUAAAACGUAUUUUCGUUCUGACUUUAAUCUAACCCUUCUA